CGUUCAGUAUAAAAAAGGCCAAAGAUUGAAAGAGAGAGAGAGAGAGAGGGAAAAGAGAAAGAAGGUUUCUUGAUACUCGAAGCCAGCGAGAGAGAGAGAGAGAGAAUCCUUUUUGUUCGUUCUUUUGCGUGUAGAAUCGCGACUGUGAAAGAAAAUGGGAAAAUCGAAAGCGAGCAAAAAGCGCGCGAAAGACGUAGCCAACGACGUAAACGCGGCGGAGGUAGCCAUGGCGAAGGCGGUUCAGAGGUUGCAGGAAAUAUUCAGGGAACACUCCGAACAAGAGAUCCGUGCAGCGCUUCUAGAAUGCAAUAUGAACCAAAACUUCGCCAUCGAUCGUCUUCUUUCUCAGCAAGAGAGGAGUAAUGAGCAAGGAGCCAGUACUCAGUUACCUGAUUCAUCAUCUAGUAGCCUUGUUCCAAUUGUUCCAAGUCAAAGUGAUCUAACAAAUGGCGAAACCAGGAGUGUGCCAACUAGUUCGAAUGAAGCAGCUCCUUCCUUGCCUGUGCCAUCAUCUAGUGAUGUUGGUGAAACCAGGACUGUGCCAAUUAGUUCCAGCGAAGCAGUUCCUCCCUUGUCCGUGCCAUCUUCUAGUGAUGUUACAAAUGGUGUAACCAGGAGUGUGCCAAUUAGCUCCAAUGAAGCAGCUCCUUCUUUGCCUGUGCCAUCUUCUAGCAGUGCUAUAACAAACGGUGAAGCCAGGAGUGUACCAAUUACCUCGACUCGUCCCUUGUCCGUGCCAUCUUCUAGGCCUUUAUUACCAAACGUUAAACCUAAGAGACAAGAAACUAGGAUGAUAUCUGCUAUUGGGCCACCAAUGGCUGAAGUUUUGAGGGGUUUACAUGCACCACCAAAACAGAAUGUAACUAAAGCUCCUCUCAAGGCUGAUUCUCCCUUGAAGCCAGAUGCUACUAAUAAUCCAAUCUUUAACUCAUCUACUAAGUCUGGUGCUACUAGAAAUCCUCAACACUCAGCUUUUCCAAUGGCUACAAUGACUUCCAUGUCCACCGAUGGAUUUGGAACCUAUCCUAUCUCUGAACCACAUAUUAAUAAUCAACAAGCCAUGAACCGCUAUAACUCACUGGGUCAGGUUCCUUUAGAGCAGUAUGGUAAUGUGAUGAACUCUCCUUACUUGUGGCGCCAAGCACAGAACGAGAGAUACAACAUGCCAUCAUCAGCACCAUUUCAGCAACGUGGUGGUGGUAGUAACAUCAACACUUUGGCGCAUCAUGGUCAUAUGAUGAUGAGCUCUCCUCACACCUGGCCAGAACAGGACGGCACUUCCAUUUAUGAGUCUCUGAAUUCAGUGUUUGCUCCGUACAGAAACAGUACCUUGCCUCUGUCAGCUACCUCUAGUGUUCCUACUUAUCACGAUUCUGCUUACGGUGGUGGCAUGUUGAGUGGCAACUCAAGGUUUGGGUAUGAAGAUGUCUCAAGAAAUCAUUUGCCAUCAAACUCGAGUGGUGGUACCUCUACUAGUCCUUCCUCUCACGGUACUGAUUACGGUUUUGACAUGACGAGUGGUAACGCUGCGAACUCGAGGUUGGGGUAUGAAGAUAUCUCAAGACCUAUCUUGCCGUCAAGAACCUCUAGAGUUCCUUCAUCUCACGGUUCUGAUUACUACGGUCGUGACAUGUCGAGUGGUAAUGGUUCAAACUCGAGGUUGGGGUAUGAAGAUGUCUCAAGAAUUCACAUGCCAUCAAUUCAGGGUAGAAGCCUAUUUGAGUGGCGUGUGCAAGGAGAAGAUAGUUACAGAGCCAACCCGCCUCGUAGCCAACAGGAACGGGAGGCUUACUUUGAAAGAAUCGGAGCUGACUUAUUAGCAUCAUCUCUGGACCAAGAAUACAAUACACGUGUUCCAUCUGACCAAACCCAGCAACGGCCAAGAGACAAGUAGUGUAAAUCAACCAGCUCAGAACUGAUGACUUUCUUUCUAGUGUUUUAGCUUUCAUUAUAGGUACAAAAUAAUGCUUUUAGCCUUAGAAAAAAAAAACUCAAAUAACGUUUGUCCUGUGGUUCGAUAUCUUGCCAUCAUUUUUGUACUUCCAAUGUUUACAUGGCAACGAUUGAUUGUUUUCCUUUUAGUGGAAUAAUCAAAAAAUAAUAUACACGGCAAA
Brassica napus (rape) is the source of this 2114-nucleotide messenger RNA. Its product is annotated as flocculation protein FLO11-like. The transcript is spliced from 9 exons. Lineage: Eukaryota; Viridiplantae; Streptophyta; Magnoliopsida; Brassicales; Brassicaceae. Gene Ontology annotation, molecular function: ubiquitin binding. The record is from RefSeq and is a predicted model, not a curated record. Bases 155 to 1894 code for a protein of 579 amino acids.